UGUUUGCAGCUGGCUUGUCAUUUAUGCGUAGAGCUAGGUUGAGGAUAGCAAGGCGAAUGACUGAGACAUACUGCUUGGGAUUAACUAGAGGCACUUUAACAAGCAGCAUCUCAACCGGACCUAUUCGAGGGAGAGAGAGGAAAUAAAUCACUCAUAACAGAACAUCAUUUGGGAAAAUAACCAAAAUACUCUUGAACGACCUGGGAUCUCUGGUGUGUAGAUCUUCCUGCAUUUCGAAACAAUACAUUUGUAGUAAUUAAUAUAAACAACGCUCCUGUAUUAAAGCAAUUUCACGAUGUCCUCGUCGUCACAACAAGCGUCUCAAAGAAUGCGUCGCAAUGGCUCACCGACUUCGAACCGCCUGCAGCCCAUCAGGGCCACCGUGCCCUUUCAGCUUAGACAAGGCAAUAACAGCCCGACCCGCUCCUCCUCCUGCAACGGCACGAUUAGCACCAGCUCACCGGCAACGGCAACGGCAACAGCUACAGCUCACUCUACAGCAACUGCAACCACCUCGACCUCAACAGCAGCCACAUUCACCACCCCCAACGGACAGAAACUUUCCCCAACAUCCUCGCCCACCUCUUCGUUCUGGGUUCCGGCUACAAUUGUCGCCUCGGACGGACGGAUGAGACAUAGGCGGUCAUCUGACAGUCGAAGCCCACCUGAAAGAAGGAGCCCUAGCUCUCCUGUUUAUAAAGUUGAAAGAUCCAAAUCUCAACAGAUGAGAACCUCCAGUACAAUCCGGCGCACCUCUUCUCUAGAUACCAUAACAGGACCUUAUCUCACAGGACAGUGGCCACGUGAUCCUCAUGUACACUACCCAUCAUCUAUGAAGGAUGAAUCUACACAGACACCCAGUUUUUGGUCAGAUGAAGGAACAGAAAAGAAAAGCACACAUCAGCGCUCUGCUUCAUGGGGAAGUGCUGAUCAGCUAAAGGAGCAGAUUGCCAAAUUAAGGCAGCAGCUCCAACGCAGUAAGCAAAGCAGUCGGCACAACAAGGAGAAGGACCGCCAGUCUCCACUCCAUGGUAAUCAUACAGCUAUCAACCAGUCUCAGGCCUCUGCUACAAGACUUAUCGCAGGCCCUGCAUUAAACAUUACCCUUUCAAAAUCUGCAAUUUCACGGGUGCGGAACAGUGUUGAAGGCAUAAAUCAAGAAAUAGAGCGAAUGUUUAUUAAAGACAGUGGUGAAAGGGAAGAAUUGUCAAGGCCCCUGGAGAUUCCUGAUGGCCGCCGAGCACCAUUCCCUACCCACUACCGCAGCAGCAGUACUCGCAGUGUUGACACACAGACACCCUCUGUCCAAGAGCGCAGUAGUAGCUGCAGCAGCCACUCACCAUGUGUCUCCCCUUUCUACCCUACUGGAUCUCAGGAGGGAAGCCCAUGCUCAGCAGAAGACCUUCAGUAUGACAGGGACAGAGACAGUAGGAGUAGCUCACCACUCCCCAAGUAUGCUUCAUCACCCAAACCAAACAACAGUUACAUGUUCAAACGAGAACCUCCAGAGGGAUGUGAAAAGGUGAAGGUCUUUGAGGAAAUGAUGUCUCGUCCUCCCACCUCCGUCCCUUUGUUUUCUUGUCCGGACAGAAACAAAGUGAACUUCACUCCCAAAGGAUCAGCUUUCUUUCCUGUGAGCAUCUUGAGCCGACCUCUGUUCCCCACCUCUGAUCUGUUACUCAAGAGCUCAUCAAUCUCUGGCCUCAAUCCUAGCGUAGCAUCCAGCACUGUGACUGCAGAGCAGUUUCCAUCUCAGGUCUCAUUCUCACCUUUGUUAGAUGACACCAGCACAAGGGACUCUGAGGCCUUGGUUCAGCAGACGUUGUGUCAACAGCAACAGCUCCAUGAUUCUCAACGUGAAGAACUUUCCUCAGCUCAGAACUUUGUGCUAAUCUAGCCCUUGCACCUCCCACUGCUGCCCCUCUGGGUUGGAGCAGGUCUCUGCCGUUAUCUAGGAGCAGCCUAUAUAUCUGCAUGGAGUAGCAACUGCAUUCUGAACAAAGGCUCUUAGAAUUUUAGCAUAUCUUCUACUGUUACACUGGCAGGGAUAGAUUUCCUUUUUUAGGAAAUUUUAGAAGCAGUGAUGCUUGUAAAACACGUGCUUUCAUAUGAGUGUUUUAAGUGCAGACUAUGCAUUACAUGGUAAGUUUGGAUGGAUUAGUACUGUUGUUCUGUGUUCUGUUCCAUCUCCUACAAUAACAGAAAAGCUCUCUAUAUAAAAAUGCCUGUCUAAAAGAUAGAAAAUAGAUGGUCGUUAUGUCCAAUGGUUAAAAAAUAUUGUUUACAAACAAUCCAGGUCAUUUAAGUUUAUAAAUUUCUGUAAUACAUACAAUGCAAAAAAGAAAAAUGGCCACAACAGUUGCACAGUGCCCACCCUAUGGCCUAGCUUCAGGUACUUCAGUUGAACUCUAAACUCAGGUAAUUUGGAAUGUAUAUCCACAUAGGAUUUUAACGAAUUCGUGGCUGAACAGGCUAAGGGGAAUUUGGGGUAAGCAUCACUCUCUUGCCUUUACGUUUUAUACAUUAACCUUUCCUCAUUACAUUCCACUUUCUUUAACUAAAAGUGCAUUCUGAUCCAGGGAAGACUUGGACGAGUGAAUACUAAACAAAAACCAGCAUUUCUGUGAUGUGUGACAUCACUUGUUUUCAUGGAUGUUCAGUCAAGAUUUACAUAAACCAUUGCUUUGGAAUCUAUCAAGGUUUUUUGACAUUUCAGAAACGAAGAUAAAGUGUUUCAGGUGUUGAAGACUGUUAAACUGUUACAAAUAGUUGUGUUGAAUACUGGGCUGUAUCUAAGAAACAUUCCAUGUUGUAAAAAAUCUGAAUGAUCAAAUCUUUAAAUUUCGUAAUCAGACUCUUCAGGUUCUUGUGUUAGAUAUGUUCCCUUUUCUGUGUGUGAAGUUUGGAAUUGGCAGACAAAGUGAAGUAGUGUUACAAAGACUAAGUUAAAUUAAUGUUUAGUUUCUCAUCAUGAAUCCACUUUUUAUUUUAACAACCUUGCACUUUCUUCCUGUGGCUCCUGCAAGGUGCCCUUUCUUUUGUAAAGAGAGUUUUUUUAAAAGAACGAUUACUUAAGUAGUAUUUAUUUAACUGAAAUGUGAUAAAUUAAGGUCCCGCAUGGCUGAUUAUCACUUUAGGAUUCAUUUCGAUUAAUAUCUGCUAUUAUUUAAAAAAUAUUAUACUAGAAAGGAUAAAAAAAAUUGCUGUUUGUUUGUGGAACAAGAGUUUAGGACUCUGCAUUCAACUAUGGAAGAAAGUUUGUAGCUGCUGUUGAAUUUUACCAUUGUGGUUGGUACAAGUGACAUAAGGUUAAUCUACGAGAACUCAGUGAGAGAUACUGAUGUAUCCAAAAUCCCUUAUUAAUCUUUCAUUUGAGAAACUAGAUAUUAAUUUUUACCAAACACUGUAGCAAAUCUGUUCUGAUUAUGAUCUUUAUAAAGGUUUUAAACCAAAUGGGUUAAAAUUUAGCUAACUUCAAAAAGAAACAUACAUUUAAAAUAUUAUUGGUCUUGAAGUGUAUCCUACAUCUAGAUGUAGAAAUUUUUUGUCAAAUGCAUUGUUUAAAAAUUGUUUCAAAUUUUGUAUAGGGUCUUGCUGUUAUUUCUAGCCAUCGUGCUAAACAGUAUUUAUGAGUUGCCACACAAUGCUUCAAAUAAUGCGCAGUGUGGCUUUUGUUUUGUAUUUUUUUCAGUAUAUAGUUCUCGUGACUUAUUUAAAAUAAAAUUAUAGCGAACAGCAUGAAUAAAG
Messenger RNA from Stegostoma tigrinum, 3747 nucleotides. RefSeq names its product glucocorticoid induced 1a (gene glcci1a). The record is from RefSeq and is a predicted model, not a curated record. NCBI's taxonomy places the organism in Eukaryota, Metazoa, Chordata, Chondrichthyes, Orectolobiformes, Stegostomatidae. The coding region runs from base 296 to 1897 and encodes 533 amino acids. The transcript is spliced from 8 exons. Gene Ontology annotation, cellular component: cytoplasm.